AUGUCGCUUUCUCCUGAUCAAUUGAAAGGUAUCAAUGACGUUGACAAAUUGAAAGAAAUUUGUGCAACGUUAAUGAGAAUUAAAGAAAAGGAGACCACCUCAAAGAACAAAGCGCGUGAAAUUGCUCAAUCUCUUCAACAAACUCUUCAAACAAAGGAAUUAGAAUUAAAAUGCUUAAAAGAAAAGGUUGAGACACUUAAUACUAUCAUUAAAGAAAUGUCGGCUAAGCAGGAUGAAAAGAAAGAAGAGACCAAUAAUUUAAUCCAAAUUGAUUCGAAUCAAAACUACGAAAAUGAAAUCAAAAACCUCAAGUCUCAGCUUGAAGAAAGCAAUAAACUAUACAAUGAUGAAAAAGAAAUAGUUGAUGAACUUGCUUCGAUUAAAAUUCGCUUAGAACAAGAAAUUUCGGACUUAAAACAAAACAAUGCAGCAUUAUCAUCCAAUCAAAACUCAAAUGAUGAACUUUCACAGCAAAUUUCCGAGCUAAAAUCAAAAUUACAAGAAAAAGAGAACGAAAAUCAAAAAAUUAUUAAUCUUGGUAAAUCGAAAAUAUCUGACCUCGUAUCACAAUUACAAUCUGCGCAAUCUCAGAUCGAAUCUCUCAAAUCUGAAAGAGAUAAAUUACGAAAUGAAAAUUUGAGCUCAUCUAAUAUGAACGAAGCGGAUAAAACAGCAAUUGAAAACUUACAAAAGUCCGUAGAUCAAUAUCAAAGCCAAAAUUUCGAAAACCAACAGAAAAUUCAACAACUUCAAAAUCAAAUCAAUCAGCAAAAGGAAAACUACGAAUCAGAGAUUUCUAAACUUACAGAAUCAGUAAAUACUAAGACUCAAAGUUUAGAAGAACUCAAAAAUAAGCUUGAAGAAGCUGAAAAACAAAAUAAAAUUUUCGAAACAAAUUCAAAAGAAGAAAACGCCAAAUUUAAUGCAACAAUCAACGAUUUGAAUGCUAAAGUACAAAGUCUUACAGCAGAAAAAGCAGAAAUGUCAAAGGAAACUCAAAAUAUAAAAUCUGAGAUCGAAUCUUCCAAAGCAAAUCAAUCAGAAACCAUCAAAAAACAAACUGAUGAAUAUGAAAGUAAGAUUAAAGCACUAAAUGAUCAGUUAACUGAACUAAAACAAAAAUUAGAAACAUCCGAAAAUAAUUUGAAAGAAAAAGAAGACCAACUUACGGAUUUGAACUCCAAAUACUCUGAAAGUCAACAAAACAACAAGAAUUCUGAUCAAAUUCUUCAAGAAUUAAAAUCUAAAAAUCAAUCCAACGACGAAACAAUUUCUAACCUCAACAACAAGAUCAAAGAACUUGAAGGAACAAUUGCAACCCUAAAUGAAGACAAAAAGACCCUUAUUUCCAUCACAGAGUUGAAUAAUGCGAAAGCAAAGGAAAGAAUCCAUCAAUUGAAGAACCAACUUCGCGACAGCAUCGAACAGCAUAACACAGAAGUCCACGGAAUUGAAGACGAAAGAAAGAAAUUCCAAGAUGAAAUAGAUGGACUGAAAUUAAAGCUAAAGAAGCAAGGAGAUGAAGCAUCUGGAUACAAGAAGACAAUCGCAAGUGAUGGAGUUGAAAUUCAGAGCCUUAAUAAAACAAUUGCAGAAUUAAGAGUUGAAAUUGAAGGAUUACGAGGUGUUCAGAAGGCCAACGAUGAUUUACAAGAAGAGCUUAGAUCAGCCAGAUUGGAAAUAACCACUAAAUCCCAAGAUCUUUCGAAUGAAACAACUCAAAAUGACAGAUUAACCCAAUUACUCAAUGAUAAAGAGCAAAUUAUCAACAAACUCAAGGAUACAAUACAAAUGUACAACAAACAGGAUGCCGCAAAGAGCACAACCAUUGAAGAAUUAAGAGUUGAAAUUUGUCAAUUGACAGAAAAGAUCGCACAGCUUUCUGUUGCCUCAAACAAAGACCAGUCAGACCUUAUAUCCAAACUGGAGAUGGAUAAAACAGAGCUAGAGUCCAAAUUGGCCAAUAAUCAAGCUUCAAUUGACUUAAUGAACAAAAACAGACAACUUUCCGCGAUGAUGGAGAAAUCAAACAGACUUUAUACGAUGCUUGUUGAAGAGAACAAAGCGUUGAAUCAAGAAUUAGAGAAGUUAAGACCAAUAAAAUCCAUCAAAACUAUCGAAAACUUCAUUAAUUUCACUUUGAAACCUCAACAGAACCAGAAAUCCAAGUCAAAGUCACAGGAAUCCAAUGAUGUAACAAUGGCUUACUUGAGGAGAACUCUUUUGCAGUUCUUUUCUGAAGAAAACAGCUCUAGAAACACUAUGGUUCCUCUUAUUUUGGAUUUGGUCGGCUGUACGAAGGAGCAGAUUGCAGUUGCUUCGCGUGAAUAUGAUAGAUCACAACAACUCAUUACGAGAACAUCGCGAUUCUUCUUCAAAUAA
Trichomonas vaginalis G3 is the source of this 2382-nucleotide messenger RNA. RefSeq names its product biological adhesion protein. The record is from RefSeq and is a predicted model, not a curated record. Lineage: Eukaryota; Parabasalia; Trichomonadida; Trichomonadidae. The transcript has a single exon. The coding region runs from base 1 to 2382 and encodes 793 amino acids.